AUGGUAACUAUACCGGAAUGCGAAGGGCUUUUCGAACCUCUUCUUCGCAUUCUCGAAGACAACAUGGCGGCGAGUGAUGAUCAAGUCGAUGCUUAUCUGAGAAUGACAGAGUAAGUCACGAACGAAAACUGGUUUAAAGUAUGUUUACGUAUUAAAUUCAAACUGUUAAUAUUAGCUGUUGGAAAUUUAUUUCCGAUUGGCGAUCAUCUUCACUUUGCCAUCAAAAUCAAAUAGGAUCGAAAUAAAGAGUGUGUUAACGUUUGAAGCUUAACACUUUAGACCAAAGAGUCAGUCUCAAGGGUAUUUCUUUAUUUUGGCUUUUUAAGAAAUUCCUUGUUCACAAGUCAAUAAUCUACAUACAAGUUAUAUGAGGAAAUGAAAGUGAUGUUUAGAAUGAUUCAUGUAAGAACUCGGUUCUCUUCGUCUACAUUCACAAAGGCAACAAGAUUCAAACAGUAAUUGUAAUGAAAUUUCCUUCCAGGCGCUUAAGAGAGGAGGAAGAUGUAUUUGUUAAAGAGCUACUUAAUCUAAUUAAAAGAGUUGUCAUGAUCUUUCGGGUAAGUAGACCUUGUCUUUUGCUGUUCUCUUCAUACAAUGUUUCUUCUCUUGACAACAGAAAAGGGUGUCAAGGGAGAAGCAUACGCACAUAACUUGGGUAAUACCAUAUGCUGUUUAUACACAACAUAUGAAUUGUUGCAUUGCCAGUUUCUGCUUGAGCAUUUAAUUUUAACCUAUUUUGAUAACUCAGGUAGCAGCUUGGACAUUAAAGAUUGUAAACAAACAUUAGAAAUGAAAAAGUCAUUAUGUAUGUCAGGAUGAUUAUUAUGAGUUCAGAUUUCAAGCAUUUUUGCAACAGUUUCUGGUGUGUCAUUUUCUACAGAGAGAUAUUCAGUCUGAUAAGUCAGAUCUGUGCCAAGCAUCACUUCAAGCACUUGGUCACUGUCUCUACCAAGAGGAAAUAGCCAGGUAUGAGUACAGCCAUCUUGUGUAUCACUAGAGGGUCCCCUAUACUCCUUUGUGAAACUCCGUCUCUUAAAAAUAUUUGGCCUUUUCACCCAUCACAAAUAAUAUCCAGAAUUCUUUCAUGUUUGUGUAAAAUUUGAGACGACCAUGUUACAUAAAAAUUAGAAAGACAAAUUCAUGAAUUAAUUUUUCCUUUUUUGGCCUUGACUAGUCCUAUGUGAUGAAAGAUAACUUACUGUCUUAUCUUAUUUGUUAAAGAACCAUUUUUAGUCUGUUCUAUGACUUUUAUUGAUCCAUGUGAAGUCCAUGUAUAGCCAAAACAUAAAAAUGGUGGAAAAUUCAUCACACAAAACAAACUGGUCCAUAAAUCAGGUUUAAUUCAGCUCUUCAUUCAUGUGUCACAUUUAAAUUUAAAAAAAAAUGUUUGUUCUCAUGGAGAUAAAAAGAUAUUGUCAUCUUUAAUCACAAUUCAAGAAUUAAGAAAAAAUUCAAAUCAUGAUUCUUGAGAAAAUAAAAUGCCCGAUCACGCUUCAGAUCAAAAGUACAGGGGACCCUCUUACCAGCUUUACAUUUAGGAAUGUGUUUGAACUUCUGUUUAUAGUGCAGCCCUAAUACUUACGUAGGGUUGUACAUGUAUCAAAGAAAAUGAAAGCUGGCAAACUUAAGGAGUUACUCUCCAGGGUUUCUUUGUAUACUUUGUACCCUUGUCAUCCACCCAAGAUAUGGCUGGGUAUGUUCAAGGUGGUAAAUGGUACAUUGAAAUAUCAUGGGUCUUACAAUCUGAAUUUCCAUCUGAUGUUAACAUCCCUCCAGCCCUUGCAAUGAGUCCAAAGUCUUGUUCAUUGUGCAUCUUAAUUGGACCUAGCAUUCACAAAUGUUAUUGAUCCAUAGCUUGUCACAUCCAAUUUUUGUUCACUCAGUCAGUUGAAGUAACAUUUUUGAUAAUAGUAAUGAGUCAAAAUUAUCUUCAAUGUCUUUUCGCAGUUCAAUUUGCCUGUCAGAUGGUCAAGUUCUCAUUCAAGGUCGGUUGUUAUAUGCAUAAUAUUGCUUCCAUGAUCAAUUGUGCCGAUGAUGUUAAAAAACAGGUUUAAAGGAAAGCACUUGACAUAAAAGCGUCUGACAGUGUCCUCUGACUAAAUCCUCUUUAAUAACAUUUAUUUGAUGAAACUACUGUAUUUAUACUUUGUUAUAUCCUUGCUAAAAUUGUAUUAAGCCUCGAUUGUCUUGACUAAAUUUUUUGUUAUUAGAAUCUCAGCAUUAAUUGUAAACAACCUCUUGGGAGACUUUUGGCAAGUGAAAUAGCUUUAAACUCUUGUUUUAAACAUUUUCUUAAAUUUCAUAAGCCUCAACUGCCUUGACUGAAUUAAGUGUUAUCAGAAUCUCAGCAUUAACCCAAGAAAUCCUCUGGCAGGUCUUUUGACAAGAAUACAGGAAUCUGAGGAUAAAGGAGUUUGCACUCGAGCAUUAUGGUGUCUUGCUAAACAGAAUUUACACAGUGGGAUUGUAAAUACUAAGGUAUUGACUGAAUUCUAAUUCUUUUAAAUUCGAUAUUAACCCUUUAAGAUUUCUUACAUAGUUGUGAUACUGAUUAGAAAGAUUAUUCAUUUGGUGUAUUGUUUGUUUUCAAUUUAGUUGGAAUCCAUUCUUAUUACUUUGGAAUCAGUUAUCACAAAGGAUCUCCAGUCUGUAACUGUGGAUCAUGAAGCUCUUUGUGUGAUAGAAAGGUACAAUAUAUGACAUAUACUCUCUCUAAGCUGACAAUUAAAUGUUGUAAAUUAGUUACAGAUCAGAAUUAGUGACAUUUAAACUAUCUAGAUAAUAGUUGCUUAUUACUUUUGUGUUUUUUAUCAGCAAAGUUCUUCCUUAUUAACCCUUUCACUCCCAAGAUCUCAUUAGUAAUCCUCAUUACUGUUUGCCAUAUAAUUCUUAUGAUGUUGCUUCAGAGAAUUUGGUAUUGGAUCAACUUGUAAUUCCCUAGUUGAUAUUUUCCUUUAUUCUCAUCAUUUGUCUUCUUUAUGUUGUAUUGAUGAUGUAAGGAGAAAUUCUGGCUUCAUCACUUAUGGGAGUGAAAGGAUUAAUGACAUUACACUGAUCUCAGGGCUGAAAGAUCACGGUGGAAACCUUAACCAGGUCAUUGUGUGGAAUAAAUUGAGGAGAGUUGUACCUUAAAGGCAAGAUUUCCAAUAAUUAAUGCAGUAACUCUAAAUUUUUAUUUAAUGUAGGCUUCUACAACAGCUUCCAAAGAGCGAAAUGAUCAAGACAGUAGACUCUUGGGCAAAGCUGGUGUUUCCUCUGCUGGUUAGCUCAGCCAUCAAGGUACAGAGUUCAAUUUACAUAGUUUGCUGUUCACUGCAAUAACUUUUUUGGAUUCGAUGAUCUGUAUGUAGCUGUGGUUGAUUUAACAGCUGAUAGUUGGUCAAUAUAUUGGUUUAUCCAUCGCUCAGUGAUUGAUCAAGGUUCGGUUAACCAUUGGCAAACUAAAUGUAAUGUUCUCCCUUAUUUUAAGGAGGGCAGGUACAAUAAAUUUUCAAACCAGUACAACAACCCCAUUACCUAUUAAAUUUUUAGAAUUUCCCAGCAAUUUUAGGCAGUAGUAAGAGGCACUACAUGACCAGUUUUGGCCUGAAAAAGUAGACCUUUUUAGUUGAAUUUUGGAAGACUGUUGGUCAUCUGAACAUUGGCCAACCGUCACUUGAUACAUCAAUUGACUUCAGACUGAUAUAAUCACCCAUUUAUUAUCACAAUUGAUUGGUGAAGACCUCCUUAAUUGCACAUGAUCCCACCUUAUUUUUUAGUUUGGCUGGCAGAACAAUACUCAUUGUAAAGUUUUAAGCUUAGCUGGUUUUCAUCUAUUUUCAGGUGUGUGAGAGGGCAUCAAUGGUGAUGUAUGCUGGAUUGGAACACUUGAUGUCCUCCCAAGAAAGAGUGAUAAAAAUUCUUCUUCCUCUACUGAAAGGAGUAAGUUGAUAUUUUUUGAACUCCUUCCUAAGAAAAUUAGAAAUUAUUCAAUCCAUAAUUCCUUUAAAUCCACACACUUUCCCUUCCUUUGUUUGAAGUAUAUAUAUAGCAAUACAAUAUAAGAGUUACUGUAUCUCUAAUGGUAACAGAUAUGUGCCACCUGUAGGAGGUAGCCUCUCUUAGGUAGAUUCUAGCCAGGAUCCCAUGGAUGUCAUUACUCGGUAUAUCCUGGAUUUCAGCAAAAUCUUCAGUUCUAAUAGUAAAAAAUGAUACUGUAUAAGAUAUUCAACUUUCAUUUGACAUUAUGAAGAGCCAGAUUUACAGCUGUCUUGUUCAUUUUUCUUCAUUUCCAGUGCUUGUUGAAAGAGUUUCCCAAAAUGUGUUCAGAAAAGAAAGGAUUAUAUGUGCUCAAGUGUUGGUGUUGCAUCGUUCAAAUUCUUGGAGAGGUGAUUAAAAUGUUUUGUCUUACUGAAUAUGGCCUGAGCACACAUACAGUAGGGCUAUCAAUCCUAGAUUCUUAAUCCCUGAUUCUGAAUCCUUGUUUCUUGAUCCUCAAUUCUCUAUCCUCUAAUUUGUAUCCUGGAUUUUUGAAAGUUUUUUUUUUUAGAUGAGAAUAGAGUUUCAAAUCAAGACGAUCAACUGACUUUUGAGAUGUACUGCAAGGCAGGGCACAAUUGUGUAUAUGUAUAUCUUUGAAUCAUUUGAAUUAUAGUUGUGUUAGUUAAGUUCAAUACACACUUCUUGUUAAUACAAAAAAAAAUUAACAAAUUCAAUGCCAAGAAUGAUCUAAGUUUGGUAGACAGGUUGGGUGAGUUGAGAAAAUUAUCAAGAUAUCAGCGCUAAUCUACAAUUUUUUUGUGUAUCAUCUUAUUUGUUCUCUGCAGACCUUGCACAGAGGAGGCAGUUUGAUUAAUGAUUUACUAAAGCUUGUCGAGCAGGUAUAGUAAUGUUGUUUUGUUUCCUGUUGGGAUUUAAUUCCAAUGAGAACUUUAUUUUUCUCUUUUGUUGCACUGAGCAAUAUUUGUCAAGUCUUAAGACAGCCAAUUAUUUACAUUGUCAUAUUACUUUUAGGGAUUUCGAGAUCCAUCAACUGAAAUUCAGGUUAUGUCCUUCUCCGCUUGGAAUAUCCUUAUUGACAACUUUGCCCUCUCAUCAGGUAAAUUGAACUCUUUGACUCCUAAGAGUGACCAGCAUCUGAUUUCUCCUUAUGUUAUCACUGCUUAAUCACAAAUUAAGGUCACAAGAAUAAAGAAAAUGAUCACUAACUAAAUAAGCUCCUGAUUGUUAGACAACUUCUCCCUUUCAGCACUUUGGGAAAUGUAUAGAGAAGAGUAUAGAGAAUAUGCAUACUGAUGUUCGAGUGUAAAGGGUUAAUCUUUCACAGGGAUUUAUCAAGAAAUGUGGUAGCAAGAGAGUGGCAUAAACUAACAAAUUAAUUUUCUUCAUGUCUGAAUGAGAAAGAAUCUCUGGCCAUCCAAAUUUAGUGGCAGAAUUUUCCAAUUUACCCUUCAACCUUUGAACUCCCAAGAUCUGUUUCUUAAUUCUCCAAUUCAGCUGCCAUAUAUUUCCUUGUAAUUAAGUUAUGAGAAUUUUUUUGUUUGAUCAAGGAAAAAACUUCUACCUGAUAAGUUGAAGUAUUCUUUUUACAUGUUUGCUGGAUGAUGUAUGAAUAUUACUGGGAGAAGUUACAAGUUGAUCACUUCUGAGGUUUGAUUUGGAAGGGCAGAGGAGUAAGCGGCUAGGGUAUGGAGGGAAGGGAAGUCAUAAGAGCCUUCUCCCCUACCUCUUCUUUUCUCCCUUUAUUUUUGCUCUCCUCUCCAUCUCAUCCUCAACUAGAGAGCUUGUUCAAUAAUUGCUGACUAAUCUUUUUCUGCAUUGAUUGUCAGUAGCCUGGUUAUACAUGAUGACAUACCAAAUCACUUUUCUCUUUGGUCCCUAUAAUCAAGGGGAAGACUUCCAAAAGAGACCCAAAAAGGCCUUACAUAGUCCCCCCUCACAACACAGAAGGUUUGACAUCGGAUUAUGGUAGCCUGAUAUCCAUAGAUUUUCACUUUGUUAGUCAUAGUCACAAAUUCUGGUGUCAGUGACUUGCUACACGCUGAUUUUAAGAGGGUGGUGGUGCUCUUGGAAGUUUCAUAUGUUCAGAGACUUUUCAGCAGUAUCUUGGGAACUUCUCAACCAAAUCUUUUAUUAUCUGGCAGAGGUUGGGGGGGUGGUGGUGUGGGGAAUGAGCGGUUAUUUUUCAGUUGGGUAAUGUGGGAUAAUUGUGCACAGUUUAACUGUGACCAAUUGGCAAUGGCUGAUAAGGAAACCAAAUGAAUAUAAAUGUGGUUUUUGUGAAAUAUAUUUGAAAAUGCCAUUUAAAUGAUUUCUUAUCGAUUUGCUGUAUAAGAGAACAAUCAUAAUUGUUUUGGAUCAGUUGUUUUUUUGUUGCUAUUUGGUGUUGAAAAGAAUAAACGGCAGAUGUUCUUAGUCCAAGUACGACUUCCAAAAUUCUCAAGUCCAUCUUGUUCAUUGGAUCUGAGAUAAAGCUGUUCCCUUUUUUGGGUACUGGUGGGGCUGAAGUUAAUUUUUUCACUUCACAGCUAGAGGACAGCCCUCUUCCAACUUUGUCACCGUAUUUGUUGGCCUAUACUAGAUUGAUUGAUGGCAAAUCAUACAUCAGCUCAUUGACUACCCAAUUGACCAAACAACUCCUUGCAAUCAGGAGCUUUUUAACUUUGAUUUACCAACAAACUUCUUCUGGUCAGGAGCUCUUAUCAGAGCUUAUUGAUUCCUCAAUUGCCAAACAACAACCUUGCAAUUGAAAGCUCUUUUCAGAGCUCAUUGACUCCCUGAUUGACCAACAAACUUAAUGCAAUCAGAAGCUCUUAUCAGAGCUAAUUGACUCCCCAAUCAACCCACAAACUUCUUGCAAUAGGGAAUUCUGAUAAGCUCAUAGACUCCCUGAUUGACCAACAAACUUCUGACAUUCAGGAGCUCUUUUCAGAGCUGAUUGACUUUGCAACCUUGCAAUCAGAAACUCUUAUCAGGACUGAUUGACUCUGCAAUUGUCCAACAAUCUCUUUGCUGCAAUCAGGAGCUUUGAUGUGAGCUGAUUGACUUGCCAGUUGACCAAUAAAAUUCAUGCAAUUGGGGAGCUCUUAUAGGAGCUCAUUGACUCCCCAAUUGAUUGAUAAACCUCAUGUCAUUGGUAGCUCUUAUCAGAGCUCAUUGACUCCCUGAUCAAACAAUAAACUUCUUGCAAUCAGGAGCUCUUAUCAGAGCUCAUUGCUUUCUUGGUUGACCAACAAACUCCUUGCCAUCAGGAGCUCUUAUCAGAUUUGAUUGACUCCUCAACCAACAAACAAACUCCUUGUGAUCAGGAGCUCUUAUUAGAGCUGAUUGACUCCCUGAUCAAACAACAACCUUCUUGCCAUCAGGAGCUCUUAUCAGAUUUGAUUGACUCCCCAACUGGCCAACAAAUGUCAUGCAAUUGGGAGCUUUUAUCAGAGCUCAUUGAUGCCACAGUUGACCUAUAAACUCCUUGCAAUCUCAAGCUCUUGUCAGAUUUGAUAGACACCCUAAUCAACUAACAAAACUCAUUGUGAUCAGGAGCUCUUAUCAGAGCUGGUUGCCUCCCUGAUCAAACAAUAAAGUUCUUGCAAUCAGGAGCUCUUAUCAGAGCUGGUUGCCUCCCUGAUCAAGCAAUAAAGUUCUUGCAAUCAGGAGUUCUUAUCAGAGCUGGUUGCCUCCCUGAUCAAACAAUAAAGUUCUUGCAAUCAGGGGCUCUUAUCAGAGCUGGUUGCCUCCCUGAUCAAACAAAAACGUUCUUGCAAUCAGGAGCUCUUAUCAGAGCUGGUUGCCUCCCUGAUCAAACAAACCUUUUUGCAAUCAGGCACUUAUCAGAGCUCAUUGACUCCCUGACUGACCAAAAACUCCUUGCCAUUGGGAGUUCUUAUCAGAGCUGAUUAACUUCCCAACUGACCAACAAACUUCAUUCAUUUGGGUGUUCUCAUCAAAGCUCAUUGAUGCCACAGUCACUCAACAAACUCCUUGCAAUCAGGAGCUCUUCUCAGAUUUGAUUGACUCCCCAACCAACCAACAAAUUCUUUGUGAUCGGGAGCUCUUAUCAGAGCUGAUUGAUUCCCUGAUCAAACAACAAACUUUUUCUUCUCAUUAACUCCUUGAUUGGCCAACAAACUUAAAGCAAUCAGGAGCUAUUAUCAGAUUUUAUUGAUGCCCCAAUUGACCAACAAACCUAAUGCAAUUUGGAGCUCUUAUUAGAGUGCAUUUACACCACAAUCGCCUAACAAACUCCUUGCAAUCUGAAGCCCUUAACCAACCUACAAAAUUUGUGUGAUCAGAAGCUGUUAUCAGAGCAGAUUGACUCCCUGAUCAAAGAACAAACUUGUUGCAAUCAGGAGCCCUUAUUAGAGUUGAUCGACUCCCCAAUUGACCAACAAACUCCUUGUGGUCAGGAGCUCUCAUCAGAGCUGAUUGACUCCCUGAUCUCUUAUCAGAGCUCAGGACUCCCCAAACAAAUAAACUUCUUGUGAUCAGGAACUCUUUUGACUCUCUGAUCCACCAACAAAAUCCUUACAAUGGCAGCUAUCAUCAGAUCUUACUGACUCUCAGAUCAACACACAAAGUAAUGAUGGUGACCUUUUCACUGGAUGAUUGGCACUCAUUAACUUUCAGUGGGUAAUGACAAAAACUGGGAGUUCUUCUCUCAACAUGAAAUUCUCCCAAAAAAUCUUAAUGUCCUCAAAGCCUUCAGGUUAUUUCCACUGAUUUCUUUUGCCUUUGUAAAUGAAGCAAGAUCCAUGGUAAGGUAUUUUUUUGAGUGAAUAAUAUUUGCCAUUUGUUCUUUUCAGCUUUUUGAUUAUAUUCACCAAGUCAGGUUUUUCCCUAGGUUUCCUCAGCUAGUGUUGCCAUGGUAACCCAUACCAAUGGUUAUUCCACAUUAACUAAUUGCCAAGUUACAUCACCCUUCCAAAUGUUAUUUUAUUUGGUUAGGUAUUUUUGGGUGUAUUGCUGAAAGUUCCUGAACACAUAAUUAUUGGUACUUCCAACGCUGACCCCACAAUUCGUGGUUAUGACUAUAAUGUAGUGAUUAUCUCUGGGUAUCAGGCUAGCUAUCAUAAUCUGAUAUCAAACCUCAAAUGUAGUGGGGGGUGCCAUGAGGUAGACUCUUUCUGGCUUCUUCUCCUUGACUAUUACAUUAGACUUUUCUGAAUAAUAAGCAUCUCAUUUCACCCAUCAGUAUCACCACUAAAUCAAACAGUAAGUUGAAAUGAUUGUAACCUCAAGAAGCUUUUGAUUGUAGGGCAAAUUCUCUCUCAAAGUAGUAUAGGAAAUAUAGAGGGAAUAGUACAGAGAACUUGCAUACUGAUUUCAGGGUGCAAAGGGUGAAACAAAAUCUGAGAUAAUCAUUACUUUCUUUUCUCUUGUGUGAUUAUUUCUAGAUGUCAUCAGCAGUCCAAAGAGGGUCAAGCUUAUUCUGACUCCUUUAAGGGUAAGAAAAGAUUCCUCACUUUGUGGAACUGAAAUUCCCGUAUAGAGUCAAUAUUUCUAAAAGUUAAUUCUUGGUUGUUUGCAAUCUGCAAACCACAGCAGCCAAGCAGUAACAAGUGACCCUGGACGGAACAGUUGAAAUGUUACAUUCUAAAAUUGAUAGUGACUAUAUUGCCAAGAAAAAAUCACUCUCUCUUCAUCAAAUUCUUUAUCAUGCAUGUACAGCUGUAGAUGUAUGUUGUGUGUGUGUUUUCUUUUUUUACCUGAUGUCAUUUGUAAGGCUGCCUUGGACAUGAUUAAUGUGUAAAAUGGAUAUAUUGUCAUAUACAGCUGUCUUGAGGAAGGUUAUUGGAAUAAAAGCAUAGAAAUGCAUUCAGCAAUCUGGAAAAGAAUAAUUGUGGGUAGUUUUCAUGUCAUGUUUCCUUGACCUCAAGAUUUUGGGAAAUCUGAGAAAACAUCACUGUAAGGUAAAGCAUAUGGGGUUUGAUGAAUUUGGUUAUCUAUUUCUGUCACGUAUUAAAAUAAUUUGAUUACAGGAUACCCAGAUUACCUUUCAAAUUGCACUUUUGUCGUCUCCAACAACCAUUCUUGAAAUAACUGUUUUUUUUAUCCAUGUGGCAUUGUUUUGCAAAUUUUUUUCAAAUGGUGCCGCAAAAUUCUUACUUAAUUUAUAGCCUCUUGUUCUUUUGAUCUUGUUUUAUACUAUGUAACUAAAUGUAACCAUAAAAGUGUGACACAAUAAUAAUAAUAAUAAUAAUAAUAAUAAUAACAACAACAAUAACAAUAAUAAUGGUAAUAAUAAUGGUUUAAUUGACAGAUCCACUGGGUGGCUCUUUGUUCAGUUAUAUUAUUUGCAAUUUAAAAUAAAUGACAAUAUUUAUGAUUUUAAAAAAAAAAUUGUUAACUGUCCAUAUAUGUUGUUUCCAGAAUCUUGCUGUGAAGGAGAGAAAUGAAGCAGUUGAAGCUGCCAGACUCUCCACUUGGUGGCACUUUGUCUGUUCAUUGGGUCCAAAAGUUCAAGAAUUGUUUGAUCAGGUAUAAUUUUAACCCUUUCACUCCCAAGAUCUUAUGAGUAAUUCUCUUCACUGUCGGCCAUACCCUUCUCAUAAUGUUAGUUCAGGGAAUUUAGUCUUAGAUCAACCAAUAAUCCCCUAACUGAUGUUUUUCUUUAUUCUCAUCACUAGUCUGCUUGAUAUUGUGUCAAUACCAUAAGGAGAAAUUCUGUCUUGAUCACUUAUGGGAGUGAAAGGGUUAAUUAUCACACUAUGCCUUCCAAAAUACUGCCAAUCAGAUGAUAGGGAAGUGUAGCUCUCUCCCAUUGUGCUAUCUGAUCUUAUUUCUACUAAAAUUUGGCAAACAGUGCCUUAACCCUUUAACUACCAUAAAAUUAAAUGAUCAAGCCAGAAUUUUUUGUUACAUUAUCAAUAACAUAUCAAGCAGACAAGUGAUGAGAAUAAAGAAAAAUAUCAAUUAUGGGAUUAUAAGUUGAUCCAAUUCAAAAUUUACCAACCUAACAUCAUAAAAAUUGUAUGGCAUACAGUAACUUAGAGAAUUGCUAAUGAGAUCUUUGGAAUGAAAGGGUCAAACAUUUGGCCACUGAUGAUAACUUUUUUGGAACGCCAACAUUAAAAGAUAGUUGUCAGGAUGGUGGAUGUUGUAAAGUCAUGAGUCUGUACAUUCGUCAAAUUUAUUCUGUUGGCCACUGUUUUUAUCAGGUGUGAGGUAGUCAUGUAACACUCUCUUGUGGUAAAAGUAUAUUUGCAUGGAGUAUCCCUUUGAUCACAAGGAAAUAGGGAUUUUUUUCUUUCCCACAGUUUUACUCUAGAAUUGUACUUGUAGAUAUCACUAAAUUGAGGGUUGUUUUUUUACUUUAAAAAUGAUAUGUAGUCUUGAACAUAAAUUAAACAUGUACAAAAACUUACACCGUACUCUAUUUUAUCCUAGGUUUGCACUCCACUUCUUCAGUUUGUCUUUGGCACAGCCAUUGAUCAAGUUAGCUCAUUGAAGACCAAGGAAGGACUUGGUGACCUCAAAUGCCCUCCAACACCAACAAACAACAAACUCUUGUCAGACAUGAAGGCAGAAACACCCAAGUCAAGUAUCCGCAGAUCCCUCAAAGACAUGGGAACUCCAAGAACACCAACUGUGUUAAAUGCAAGCUUUUCCAAACCAGCAAAACAAAAGCUUCUCGUACAAGGGUGCGAGAUAUUGAUGGAAUUGUUGAAGACAGAGGACACUGAAUUUAGUUCAAAUUCUGAUUUUAUUGUUUCACUAGGUAAGAAAUUUCUUGUGUUGAUAAUGUUACCAUAGUUUUCUUGAUUGAUUGAGAUCCUUAAAAACAAAAACAAAAUUUACUUUAAGUGGCCAAUAGCCUGUCAGAAUGCAGGCUUUUCAUUGGUAUAUGUCUUAAAAGGACUAAGCACUUAGAAAAUGUUCUCCACUUCUAUUUUACACGAAGCCUACUUUAGGCCAACAAAAUUUACAACAGAAUACUACAUUGUAGCUGUAGAAUUUCUGUGAUUUUCUAAAGUAAAUUAACAACCUGGAAUGAGGGGAUUUAUUAUUUUAUGGAACCAUUGAGAACUUAAGAUAUGGUAUGAAAGAAAGAAAACAUCAGUUAUUACAUCAUGAUUGGUUUUAUUCUUGUAUCAAAUUGGUUGAAUUGCUGUUGGUGGGACAAUUUUUUCCACCAUUUGUGGAGGAAAAUGAAGCAAAGCCAUGCAUUCCCCCUCUACUUGAGACACUUAACAUUUAAUUGAAACUUACUUUUGUUGCAAUUAUUUUCAACUGGAUUCUGAAGUUUUGAAUUUAUACUCUAAUACUGUAAUUUAAUUUUUUAAUCUUAGGUGAGAGAUUGCAUAUGGUAACUUUCAAAAAACCAGAGGAGUUUAAGAAACAUGCUUCCUUAUUAACAAGUGCUGUGAGGGAAGUCUUCAAAGCUCUUGGUAAAGAUCUUGCAGGUAAAUGUAACUGAUGAUGGGACCAAAAAGUGUUUAUUCAUGGGAUAGAAUCGUGUUUACAAGAAUCACUGAUAAUUAAAUUUAGGAAAAAAUUUCAAACCCAUAUUUGAUAAUUCAAUUCACCACUACAGGCACAAAAUGGAUAGAUCAAUUGAGUAUAUACUAAAACAGUGGAUAGCAUUGAAGGCACAUUCUGAUUGGUUACUCAGACUCUGAAUAUCCUUUGCUAUUCACUUCCGAGCAACUGGUGUGGGGUUUGCACCCAAAAAUAUUGUAAUCAUAGUAGGAAUAAAUAAGUUAAAGACAUCUUUUUGUGCUGUACUAUCUCACUGUCUUAGUAUAUACCAAAACAAACAUUCACCUUGGUGUAAGUGGCUAGCAGUGGAUAUUUAUCUCACUGCUUUAUGGCUCGGUAAAUAUCCACCACUGGCCACUUCUAUUUCAGUGAAUUGUUGCCAUGAUGAAAUAAAAUAGAUUAAGAGAUGAGAAGUGUUCUGUAUGCUUUGCCAUUGGUUGAACUCUUUCUCUCUAAAGAUUCAGAUAUCAAACCUCAUUACUUUUUUCCCUACAUUCCUUAUAAUUUUAGAUGAGAGAAUCUAAUCUUCAGUCAAAGAAUAUCCUUUAGUUGAAAGUUUUCUUACCUCUCCUUACCCUUCUGCUUGAAAAUUUAUUGACAUUGAAAGGAUAAAUUCAUUUUUGUUCAGUUGUUGGAGUGAGUGGGUCUUUUUUUUUCUAAUAUAUUUGUAAUUUCUGUUUUGUAGAACCUUUGGGUAUCAGAGUGUGGAACCUGCUUGUUAAAAGAAUCGAGGAAGUCCUGGAAAAAGGUACUCCUUUAAGUUAAUGCCACUACUCUGCUGGUUCAUGUCUCAACUCCACUCCUAUGUAUUCUAUUGACAAUUUGUGGUGAUCUCAUGUAGUCUGCAACACACAGAUUUGAUUGAUAGAAAACACAGCAAUAAUUGCUUGAUAGGGGCUCCACUUAAAUGAACAUGAUUACAUCAUAUCCUAUUUGUAAAUCAACAUGCACUACUAUGCUUAUUAGUUAAGCAUAACAGGGUAAACAACAGAAAAUUCUGGAAGGUUUGUGUACUAGAACAUUCCUCUACAAAAAACACAAAUUCAAUUUUUCAUUUUAAGGUCCAUUGUCAGAGUGUGGAGAAUUUUUCCUUCCACUUCUUGCUGUUACACAGGAGUUGGUGGACAGUUCAUUCAUGUCAUCGUCUUUAGUGCUUGUGAGUUUUACUGAAAUCAUUGAUAAUUUUUAUUAACAGUCAAGUAUACACACCCCUUCCCCCCUUGGUACUCUAGUUGCCUUCCAUUCUUCGCUUUGUUCUGUAGCUUGUGCCAUAAAUAUUUACUUUCCUGUUGGCUGUAGGAAACAUAAGGAAAUUUUCAUGAAUGAAGACAAUGGAUAAUUGGAUAUUUCAUGAAAAUGCUUAUUUGAUAGUUUAGAGCGUUUAAAGGAUAGCCAAUCCCAGGUUGUCACGUAAGGUGAAAAUUAAGAUGCCAAAUCUUUUAUCACUCCUCCAUGACAUAGGGAGAUUGGACUGCUUCUUUGUUCUGUUUCAUUGGUGAUUGCCUCCCAUUGGUUUUGAUGUGGCAAUACUCCUUUAAGAAGCACUCUUGAUUAAUACUAAGAGGGAAAACGGUUAUAAUGUAGAUUAAUUUUGUCAUCAUUAAUUUUUCCACAACAGAAAAUGCUUGAAGCUUUGUCUAAGCUGCCUGCUGAAAUUUUAAGUCAUCACAUGGCAUCACUUCAUUCUAGAGAAAAUCCGCAAGGAUCACCAACUCUUCUCCUUAUUCAACUUUUAUUCACUCCACAUUUACUGGAAAAUACCUGGCAGGAUGAGAGGUUUGAGAAUAAUUCUCUUAAUUAUCGAUUGUAAUACCACUUGGACUUUGUGUGAAUAGUACCUCAUUAGAAAGGGCGCUGUGUCAUGGCAAUUACACUUAAGUUUAGGUUUCUUCUUUUUUAUCAGACAGAGCAAUUACAUGCUUAGGAUACUUUGUAGUGAGUACACAGGGAGGGGGAGCUUACUUGCAUGUAAUUCAUAGAUCAGUUAGAAACUUUCACAUCCCUCCCUCCCUUCCCCAGCUAGGUUCAAUUGCCACUCCCUUGUGGGUUGCUCAGAGGGGGGGGGUGGGGGAAUGAUGAUGUUUGCGCAUGAGCUUACCGGGGUAUACACGUUUUUUAAGUAGGAUUUAUAAGCAUUUAUUACAAUAGCGUCAUGCUUUAUUUACAGAUUUCAUUUGGCAUUUGAGCAUCUUGUUGAUUGUGGAAUGAUAGCAGCCUCUGGACAGUUGUUCUUUUUGCAGACUGUUUUAAAUCUCCUCAAAAAAGGAACAAGGUACUGUGCAAUGUUAGAAUUGAAUGAAAGGUGUAUGAGAACCUUUUUUAUAAUUAUUUGCCUUAUGAUUUUUAUACACAAAAUAUAUUGUGCAGGGUUUGUGAAAACUGCAUUUGUAGAAUGAAUAAUCUUAAGAAUUAAUUAUUACAACUAGGAUUAAAACUUGUCCCGAGAUGCCUGCUAAAAAGAACAGCGUCCCAAAAGAGAUAGGACAUCAACAUGAUUUUUACAUGUUAUCUUACGAUCCUUGUGUAAAGUUCUGAUCAACUGAGAUUGAAGUCCCUAAGAUUUGUUCAUUAACAUGAUUCGAACUGAUACGUUAUUUAUUGCAAAGAUCUUUUCAUUUUUUAUUUUGCUCUUGCUGAGAUGAAAAUGCUUAAAAUAUUUUAAAUUGUUUUAAAUUUUCAUAGUUCUGUCAAUGGUAAAGACACUCUUUGGAGGCUGUGGAGCUGCGUUGUUAACCACCUAAGUGAACACAUUCAAAAGGUUUGGCAAUGAAAAUAUUCGCUCUUGAUUUCUAUGGGGAUUAUGGAUCGAUCAAUUAGAAGCUUCAUCCCUUCCUUCCCCGCGCAUUUAAACUGUUGAAGAUUGGUGUUUUCAAUUUCUCCCUCCCCAGUAAAAAUUAUAUUCCAAUACCCCACUCACGCACAAUUUUUUAUUGCUUCAUUCUUUGUGCGGUAAACGGAUGUUUUAGAAUUUAGCAAAGUCACAUGAGCUUUCGGUGCCCCCGUUGGUUUUUUUCGCUGGUGAGAGUCAUUCUACGAUGUGACAAUUUCUAUCGAGGCCAUUUCCUCGUUAAAAUGGACUCUUGACCUUUAAACUCCUCCAUACUUGAAAUUAAAACACUUGCAUUCCAUGCGUCAAAUUCCCCACCCCAUCCGGGUAAGGUUCAAAUUUCCCACCCCCUGGGCAUGGACGACGGUAAAAGAUCCGUGGGUUGCCGGGGGGGGGGCGAUAAAUUUUCGAUUUGAUCAGUGCAUUAGUUGAUUUUGGCCACGCACCCAUUGACUAUCACGUGAUAGAAAUCUCAAGCUCAUAGUCUAAUUGUUUAAAUCUUUUUAUCCCAGACGAAUGAUGUCAACCAAGGAGAUGCCCUAGAACAUGACUUCAGCACUCUGUACUUGGCUCUAAUAUUUCCGGUGAAAGAUCUUUUGGAUACAGAUUUACCACAGGUAUGCUUGUCAGCUGUGCUAGUUAGUAUUUUGAAAACUUGGAGACCCGUUUCCGUAGAAUCGCUUUUCCUUAUUCCUUUGCCUUGAUGCUUCUCUCAUGUGCAGACUCUCGGCAAAGAGGUGGGCAAGACUCUGGUACAGCUGUACCGUUCCUUUUCUCGUGCUGCUGCUCUUGUUCCCACGGCUGAAACUAACAUUUGCUGUGAAGAAUUGUGCGUAAAGAUUCUUACAAUAGAGGGUGACUGGAAAUCUAAGGUAUGGUAAGCUCUUCAGUGGAACAAUUGUACGGUAAAAUUUUAACUUAACUUAGUAUUAAUAAUGGCAAUUCUCUAUUUUCCCGCUGUAUUUUUGUAGAAAACUGACAAUUUUUACCUAAUUUCAGGUACAGUUUUGCUCCCUUACUUGUUGAUCAGUUAAAAUUGAAUGUUUUGAUGAUCGCAUGUUUGUACUUUCUUCAUAGAAGUUGUUUUCGUUAAAUUUCAGGGCGUCGUUUUUGUUGACACGCUUGUCAGUCUCAUUGUGGUGGCUAUAGAAUGCCUUGAUUUCUCAACUCCAAGUUUGUUCGACAUGGCAACCACAGCAUCAGGAAAGUCACCUAACACUACCCCUACUAAGUGGAAUAAACGAUUCCAACGGCCCAUGGGCAAUAUGACGAGCAUGGUUAGCGUGGUAGCCAAGUUACUGUCUGCAUGUGAGAGAACGAGGAACAGUAAGGUAAUAUUGUGUAAGAUCGUUGUCAUUGCCUUACUCUUAACAAUUAUUUGAUGCGGUUUUUGUAAUAUCCAGGAUAAUCAAGGUCAAGGUAGGGGUUAUCAGCCGAAGCUGAAGGCUGAGGCUCUGAUUUUCGUUACCGAGAAAACGAAUCUAAUAGUUGUUUUAUUAUAAAUUGAAAGAAAAAAAAUUGGUUACCAAAGUGAGUGGAACUGAUAAUUUAUUUUCAAACUUGUAAAAAUAUACGAAUCAGCAAGCAAUACAAAGCGUGCGAACAUGACAUGAAUACCCUCAGAAAACAUUCACCGCGGUCAAACAUGGCAUGAUUACUCGUGACCUUGAGUGUCCUUGACAUGUUUGUUGUAUAAUCUAGAGCUAGAUGACGUCCAAGGCGCUUAUUUCGAAAAUUCACCGUGCGCUUUUGGCCAAUCAGAAUAAAAUUAAUAAUUGGAAGCCUUUAUUUCUAACGACACUUGAGUUGUCUUAUGGGAGACGCAGUAGCUCGAUGGGUAACCCUUUACACCCUAACAUCCGUAUGCAUAUUCUCCACACUGUUUUUAUAUAUUUCCUGAGGUGCUGACAAGGAGAAUUUGUUUUCCAAUCAAAAGAUUCCUUCCCUGGUGACCAUUUCCUUUAUUCUAAUUACCUUAGUGUGUGAUUCAGGAGUGAUAUUGUGGUGAGAAAUUAGGUUUUAAAAGGUUAAUGAACUGCGCUCCGGGCCGAAAGAUACGCUUUUAUUCAUAUCUCUCUCUGAGGGCUGAUUACCUCAGAAAAUGUCUCUCAAAUUUUUUUAAUUACAGAUUACUGGAACGUCCCAUUACUCCAGGUUUUAAUUUUAUUGAGAUAAUUAGUUGAUGAUGAAAGAAGACGUAAAAAGUACAACUGUUGCACCUAACUCGUCUUAAAAUUACGCAUACUAAAUCUUAAAAAAGCCAAUCAUAUACUAAAAAGUAAGUAACGCACUGAUUAUAUUAUCGUCUUAGGAUUCAACCCAAGCCCUUGGUAUUCUAGCAGCUGCUCUUACGAACUUAAUUGACAAGCUGUCUUACCUGUUUGUUCACAUCAAUGGAACUGCGACCAUAACUGCUGUUCUGAAGACUCUGAGCUCUGCUCUGGUGCAUUACAUAGAGAAUGCGCACACAAGGUAAAACAGUGUAUGAUGCUAUUUUUAUAAUCGCAGAGCGGUUCCGUUUCUGCGUGUUACCAAAGACAUCAUCGAUCUUGGCGCAAGUGUAAGGAGGCUUUGAAACUGUUGCCUUUUUAGUAAAACUGGUAGAGUGUUGGACUGCUAUGCACGAUGUUGGAGGUUUGAGCUAGUGUCAAGACCAGCACUCAUUUGAACCAAAUUGAUUCCUUUGAGUGCAAGAUUACUUUACCAAUGGUUAGACGUUUUAAUCUUUAUGAACAAGAGCUGUGAAUGCCAUAGGCCCAAUUGCCACGUAUCGUCAUGGUUAUGCCUGGUAUGUGACGACUUAAAACACACAGUGUAUUUCUUGCAUAGAAAACCCUUAAUGAGGAAACGAGAUCAAAUGGGACCUAAGGAAGUUACAAAUUUGAAAUUGCGAAGAAAGAACCGCGUGGAAAUAAGUAAAUUUAUUAAUUUGCAUGUACAAAAGGUGGUGAUUUUUUUCUCACGCAGCACGAAAAUCACUGAAAGCUCUUUGGACAAGAGGCUGUUUUCUGCAAGACUUAUUCAAAAGGUAGGGUAGAACUUCAGAUAUUUUCAUGUUUAAUUCUUUACUUUUUUGCACCGAUGUAUGUGCCCUAUGUACUGUCUCCUCAUUUUUACCCAUCAUGGUUAGAUGUGAAUCAUUAAAAGUUCUAAUUCAAGUCAAGAUUAUGAGAGAUGAUUGGCUUUUUCUUGGUCUGGCGUGUUAAGCACAAUGUCAUUUUUUCCAGAUUGAGAAGCUGUGGUCUGAUAUUCUCACUUGCAUACAGAGCCGCCAUGGUGGGCCGUACAACUCUGACCUGUUAUCUAUCAUGUCUCCUCUCCUGGUGUGUUAUGAAGCGCUUUUAUUCUGUCCUUUUGAACCUUUAAACUCUCAAAAGUGAUUAACAUGUAACUUCUCCCUUAUGUAUCCAUACAUUAUCCAGCAAACAGGUAGUGAGAAUACUCAAACUUAUCAGGUGCAAGAUAUUAUCUUGAACGAACAGCAAAUUCUCGUAACCAAUCUACAAGGAAAGUUGUUGUAGCUAGAGGGGAAAAUUAACAAUCAGAUCUUGGAAGUUUGUCUGGAAAAUUCCACACUAUCGGCGAUUUCACCAUUUCCUGAUCAUCCCAGAUUUUUCGAAAAUCAAAAUUCGAAAUCUUGAAAUCCCCGACUGUCUCGAAUAGUGGGUGACAAAUUGGGAAAUAGGGAGCGUGAAAGUGUAAAUAAGUUUCUAUUUAAUAGUGAAGCCUUCAUCCAAGGGUAUAAUAACGUAAUUUUUGUAUUAAUUUUUCUUAACAGGAAGUGACGUUAGUUCAUCCUAAAAGGAGUAUCAAGAACCACGCUGUCAUGUUUUGGAAUGCUACUUUUGCUCAUUCGCGAACGUUGGAGUAUCCUGAAACCUUAAGGUAUAUAAAAGAAAUUACCUCUGGAAAUGACAUCAAAAUAGACAGCGUGGUUACUUUUUUAAUAGCUGAUAACCAUCCAUCAACAAUCCAUCUGUUGUGAGAGUUUGUUUUCUGGGACCUUAAACUUGAAUGGUCCAGGAGAUCCGUUUUAAGAAAGUAGGGAAAGGUCUGACUUGUAAUGGAGUUCUAGCUGUGUUUUCGAAAGGAUGUGACCCUUUACACCCCAACAUCAGCGUAUAUAUUCUCCGUACUGUUGAGUAUAUGUUUCCAAGGUAUCGAGAAGGAGAAUUUAUUUAACAAUCAAGAGUUGCUUCAGUUGGUAAUCAUUUCCUUAUUCUCGUGACGUUAAUGAGUGAUUCAGGGGGUGAUACGGUAAGAGGAAAUUAGAUGCUGGUCAAAACUUUAAGGGUUAAGUUCGACAAUGGGCUACAGAGAAGCUUUUACAAUUUAGGGUCUUUAAUCAACUUGCUGACACUUUUUCUUUAUCCCCCCAAUUAUCACCUGUUGAUAAUGUUCAUUUUUUUUUUCCCAGACCAGUUCUUCAGAUUGCCAAAGAUAAAAUGUCACUUACUUUGCCAGGUUGGGAAAAUAUUAAGGUACGAUUGCCGACUUGGUUAUUUUUUCGUAGCAGAAUAUUUAGGGUACAUUUUAAUGUGCUUUGUGGCUAUGAAACGAACAUAAAGUAAAUGAAAGAAAAAAAAACGUGUUUAUUCUGAUCAACUUUCUUUUGUUUUGUUAUAUAUUUCCUUAAAAUGUUUAUUGUCAUAUUCAGAUUUCAGACAAAGACGCACAUUUGGAUCUCGAAGUAAGUAGUUCAUUUUCUGUUUCCCCUUAAUAACCCUUAUUUCACCGUUGUGCUUGUUCUCUUUUUAGUUUGCAAUCAUUAUUUAGAUUAUCAUCUAACAGUGAUACCUAAAAGACUCCGGCAUGCUACAGUUCAAGUUUUUGCAUCUUGAAAAAUCUACGCUAAAUUUUUUUCUUGGUUUAUUUUGUUGGUCUGUUUUUACUUCAUCUAUUGACUCUCCAUCUUGGUUUAGUACUUUGACAUCUUUCCAUAUUUUGUCUAUUUCGUUAAUUAAACGACCGUUCCGUUUGGCGGAAAGAAAAAAAAACGUAGUUCCUUUACCCCUGUUACUUUAAGAUUCGAUGAUACGUUCUCUACGGUUGUCUGGCAUUAAUUUCGUAUGAUUGUAGCGUAAACUUUAGUGCAAGAUCAAGCAAUAUUCCCUUUCGCCUGGGGAUGUAUUGUUAUCGUUUGGAGAAAUUCCCUUUUGGUCGUUCCUGGGAGUGACUAGCUUCAACUUACAUUUAAUGAGCAUCUCUUGUCCCUUGAUCUGUCGUUAACUAUUUUUCUUCUCUCAACAUCAUAAUAGUCUGAAGAACUUACCCAGCACGCAAACCUUGUGAAACCGCUGCCAUAUGGUAUCUUAGGCUCUCCUCAGCGCCGUAAGCAUACGUCAGUUUCAGGAGGGUCCCCACAGUUGAAGGGCAGUUUCUUACACAAGGCCUUGAGUGUCGAGAAAGUGGUGGAAAAUGCUUCACCUAAAAGAGUAAGAAUUCGUUUACAUUUUGACUGUAUGAACGCUUUUAGAGAUAAAAACCGACAUUUGCGGUAUAAUUUGAAAAUACAUCUCCAGUUGAAAUAGUAACAAAUAGGAAAUUAAUCAUGAUGUGGUGGCUUUAAAGUUCAAUCGUCGAAUAAAGAGACGUGUGACAUUUGUCCAUAUCGUCGGGAUCUUUCGAUUUUCUGGUCGGAUGCUUUACCGAUCAAGACAGAGCGGACAAGUUAAAGAGCAAAGCUAUAUACUGCAUGCUGGUACGACCACGGAUGUUGGAAGCGUCUCGUGUAUUCAACUGACAACUAUUUACCAAAGUGACUAGUGGUAGAUAUUUACUGAGUUGUGAAGUGGCGAGGUAAAUAUCUACCACUAGCCACCGACACUGGAGUGAAUAGUUGUUUUUAUAUAGACUAAAAGAGUGAGAUAAUAUAGCACAAAAUAUAAUGUUCACUCAUUUAUUCCGCAACGAUCACAAUAUCGGAUCAAUAUCAAUAUCUUCGGGCGCGAGUUGCUUGGAGGUGAAUAGCACAGGAUAUUCGGAGUUGAGGAUCCAAUCAGAGUGCGCCUUCAACGCUAUCCAUUGUUUUAACAUAUACUAAGCGAGAAUAUAUCUCCACGCAACAGUCUUUCGACAUUCUUGGUGGUACUAAUGCCUCAAUGCCUGUAUUUUUCAGAGAGUUAGAACUAACAGUGUACUCGAAGGAAGUGAUAAAAUCAGGAUGAAUACAGUAUUUGGUGUUACUGCUUCCGGUUUGUCUUUAUUUUUCUGUAAUUUCUUCAUGCAUUCAGAUAAGUCGCUCACCAAAAGUUGGACGCCCUAGAAAUUCCCCGGCCAAUACGCAUGUGAGGAGAAAAUUGCCGCUGUCCAAGUUCGACGACGAUGACCAGGUUAGUUGAUAUCUGUAAGGGAAUGCUGACCAUUUCAGUGACACGUGAACUACUAUGCUCGUGACAAGUAUGCACAUAACGAGUAUGCACGUGAUUGACUCUAACCAUCUCUCCGCUGAAAAGUAAUCACAUAAUAAUAUAAUUUAAAGUGAGUAUUUCUUGUCUAUAGGAAUACGUCAUGAUUGCCCCUUCUCCGAAAAAGAAGCGCGUGCUUACUGAACAUCAGAAAGAAAUCAUGCGGAGCAGAAGGUAAAAAAAUAAGAACUUGAUUAUUCUUUGCAAAAUUUUUUGUGCACUCUUUGUAAAAAGUGAAACGUAAAAAGUAGUUGUAAGGCUGUGAAACUUGAAUGAUACAAAUCUGUAAUAUAAAACCCCGCUAAUCCCUUGAAAAACGUUAACAAACAAACAAGCAAACUCUAGAUGUGGGAAGGGAUACGGGUAUUUUCUUUUUUGUUUCAUGUCGUUUUAAUGUCAGUCUUUUUGGGUAGUGAUGUAUUAUUCUCGAGGAUUUGAAGGAAUCCAGUGCAAAAUCUCUGCUGUAAACAAGAGAAAAUGGUUGAAAAAAUUACUUUAUAUUUCGUGCUUAUUAAUAUUUAGCUUCUGGAACUUUCAUUUUAAAAAAAAUCGAUCCGAUCAGAAAUUUUGGUUAGAAAUUAGUCGUUGCAGAACAUGAUAAAUCGUUAAUCCAUAAAAUUAGACUCGGGCAAAAUGUUCAUGGUACACGUUAUUUAUAAGGAACAGGGAUGGUCAAGGGAUGGGGAGUUGGGUUGGCAAAAUGGUGAGAGCUCGUGCCUCCCGAUGAAGGGGGUUUUAUUCCCAAAUCUGACAUCACAUGAGGGUUGAGUCUGUUGUUGAAUCUCGUCCUUGCUCUGAGGGUUUUUCUCCGCUGCUUCUUCCUCGAAACCUAACACCCAAAAUUCAAAUUCGACUCUGAAUCAAUGGAUGAAGAAACACUUUGUGGAUGUAAUUCAAUUUACACCCUAUACCCUGUUUUUGUUAUUAUUAUUCAGCACUGUAUAAUUUUGUUACCUGGGUAGUAAACCCUUAAUUUUACAAGGUAAUAAUCAGAGUAUCAAUCGGACUCUUCGAUGAUGAAGUUUUUAUCGAAAAAAUUGAAAAAAAUCAGACUUAACAGACGUGAGCCUUCACCACAUAUGAAAUAUACCACGUAUUUUUAGCACAUUGGACCCUUGAUAAUUUGUAUCCUUUUUAUUCCUCACUACAGUGAUGUUCCUGCACUCUACAAUGCGCUUGACCACUCACAAGACUGCUCACAAUUUUCACAGUUCACUCUUACGUCACAUGGAGAUGUCACGUGAGUAUCCAUUCCUUCUUUCAUGUAGUCCAGUGUGAGGUGUCACAAUAACCAAGAAUCUCUUUUUUUCAUUUCUCCCAUAUAGUGUUGACACGACUCCAAACAGUUCACCAGGUGAGCUUCUCUUUUAUGGAUGAUUUUAAAGGGUUUCCGUGAGAGCUGGCAACCGGUGGAAUUCUCCUUGGAUGUCAAACGAAAUCGCCGCCUACUUACUCUGAAAUUAAUGACGUUAUGUUAAAAAACCAACUUCCAUUAGCCUUCUGCACUGCCUUUUUUGCCAUUUACUUUAAAACUUAAUGAAACUCCAGCAUUUCUGUUGAAUCCUCUCCUAAUCAGCCAAUCAAACUUAGUGAUUCAUUACUGUUUACUGUGGCGCGGAGAUUUAGUGGUCAGCGGACUGGAAACCAAAUUGGAAGGUCCGGAUUCAAACCCCGGCCGUGUCAUGUCGUUGUACUUUUGGACAAGAUGCUUAAUUCUUACAUUUCCCUUCUCUGCCCAAGAGUAUCAGUCGGAAUCAGGAAACUGUUAAGGAAUUUUGAUGAAUUGGUGGACCUAGCGGCAUUCCAUUCAGAGGAUUAGUAAUACUCUUAGCUGCUUUGGGCAGAAUAAUAGAAGCAAAAUUAGUUCCGGUAGCAAGGGGCGACUUAUAGCGUGAGACUACAAUCGACUGAAAAAUUGUUCAAUGUGUUUUCUCUCUUCCCCUUUGUAGAAGAAGAAAAACCUCAGUCGCCUGGUAGCAAGAAACAAUUGGUCUGUCAGAACGAGGAAGAGCUCCAGGUUGGCUCAAAUGUGCGAGGAACAGGAAAAAGCGAGAGCGAAAACGAAAACAAUGCGGAGGCCAUUGAAAGGGCAACAACGGAAAAUAAAGUUGGGAGAAAUAUGGAUAAUGGCGAAGACUCUAAAGGAAAUGGGGUAGAAAUGGAAGACAAGAUCAGUGAAGGAGCCGAUAGAGAGGUCGAAGGAAUAGAAUGUGAAAUUGUCGAAUUAGUGGAAUCUUCCCAAAAUGAAGAUGGAAACCUGCGCGACGAAACAGAGCAAACUGAUAAAGAUGAGGUGGACAGUGAUGACGAAGUGAUGUCACCUGACGUCAUACCGUCGUCACAAACGCCAAGCUUUGAGUCCCCUUUUCAGUCCCUUAGACAAAUCACGAUCCCGCCCGACUCCAUUCUACCGGGUUUAAUUCAAACAAGGGCAAGUAUUCAGAGAAACUCGAAAAGAGAGCAGAAUAAUUUAGGGAAUUCUGAUGGUAAAAACGUUGAUACGGCAUUGGAAACGCAACUUGAGAGUGAUGUUCUGAAAGAAGAUAAAGUUUUCGACUCUGAUUCGCCUAUGAAAGUUGAAGAACAACCAAUAACUAAGACGAAAGUUUCGCCAGUUGCCGGGCGAACGAGAAGAAAACUUCAACAGAAGAUCGAGAUGACGCCAACGCUCGAAAAACCACAAGAAGAGCCCACAGAGCAAGCGAUCAGCAGAAUUAUGCUCAGUGAUCAGCAACUGGCAGAGACUGAAAAGCUGGGUGACCAAACACCCAUGGAGAAACCCGCUGAGCCAUUUGUCGCUGGCCUAACGAGGGAUGAAACCUCGUCUCCAGUCUUAAACGCUAAGAGCAAGUUCCUUCGUCCAUUUGCAGCAGGGGGUAGUCCGUGUCGAUUGAAUCUCCGCGGAAGAAAUUCCCCGGGAGUUUCUCCCACAACUGGUAUUUUGAAAAGAUACCAUGCGAUCAAGCAAGGAGUUGACUCACCCUCCCCUCCCGGAAAGGUAGUAAUAAUUAAUGUAGUUAUUUAUCUUAUUACACAUCUAGUAUUUUCAGGUGUUGUCAAUUGGUAAAGGAGAGCGUUUUCCUCAAUGGCCUAAUUUCUAAAGAGUGAAAUUCCACCAUUUCUUCUUGAGUCGAUAUUUUUCUCGUUUUUUAUUUUUUCAAGGACGGCUUCGUCGGAAUUUUAAAAUAUUUCUGAUUAUCGUUAGAACUUAUUUCGAUUCUAGGUAGUUGUCAACCCAUCUGACAAGAACUGUUUUAUUCAAAACUUAGGUUUUGUUUUGUAACGAACGAAAAAAGCAAGGGUUAAGCGAUCUUUCUGUUUUUGCUAGUGAAUAUUAAUCAGCAAAUGAUGUUGCUGUGUUGUGUGUCUCAUGCGCUAACCAAAUUGUGCUUUUUCUGUUUGUUAUUUUGAUUAUCAAGGUCAGAAGAGUUUCGUUUGCUCUACCUGUUAAAGAUGACAGUUGUGAAGACUUGCAAGAAAAAACCGCUGAACUAACUACCAUUGCUUCACACCUUAAAACAUCGGGCUCUUCUCCAUUCACGGCUGUUAAGCAAGUACGUAACUCCCUUUAACUCCCAGAAAUUAUUUAUAAGUAGCUUCUCCUUCUUCUAUCCAUACAUUAUCCAGCAAACAGGUUAUUACCUUGAUCUAACACCAAAUUUUGAAAUUCUCAUAACUAAAUCACUAAAUUACUUUCUUUUUUUUUUUUAAUUCAUUUCAGCGGAGACCUUUACCAUCGAGCAACGCCCAUAGUGCCCAGGACUCCACCGACUGCAUGUUCCCAGAUCUUGUGUCUUGCACAGUGCCAGUUGAACAGAUUCUUCCCUCCAUUCUCACCAUGUCUUGGUCACGUGGUAUGGGUCACUUGGUGCGUGCGCAGAAUAUUCACACCAUUGGAAACUUGUCAGCUUUGAAAGAGGAGCAGGUAAUACAAACAGAACCACCAGAAAUGCAUUGUGUUUUAGUUACUUGCUUCAGAAAAGUCGUACAUCGGGGCUUUCAAUCAAUGUGCUACCAGUAGUGAGAACAAAAAAAGUUUUUCGUGAUGCACAGCCAAGUGUGUCACUGAUGUUUUUACCACAUUUUGAGGUCUUCUGUGAUCUGUUGGCAUAAAGACCCACAGCAAUAUGGAAGCUAUUUGUUUUAUGUGACAGAAAAAGUAAAAUGUUGUUAAUGUCCUACAAUAGAUCAUAAGGAAGAACCGAUCAAAAUGCGUGUACAUGUAUAAGUCAGCUUAUCGUAAAAACUCUUAGGGCCGGUCGUUUAAACGAGGUCUAACCCAAACCGCGUUUUCACACAAGCAGUGGGCCUCAGGGAUUCUCUAUGAGAGGGUGGAUCUGAUUCAAUAAAUUUCAUUCCAUUGUUAGUUUUCGCCCCUCAUGACACUCUUCACAAAAUUAAAUGUUCAGAUAAAAGGUUCAGCGGAACUGAAGAUGGUUUAGAACGCAGUUUUGUUAAACAACGGCUAAACUUUGUUUAAAUAACCGGCCGUAAAAGUUACAUGCUCCUUUCACAACGUAGAGAGAGGUACUUCUUUAAAAAAGGGCUCCGUAGCUUUCGCCGAAAUUGUCACACAAGGUUUUUACAAACCUUAUAUAAAUAAGGACAACUGAGUUUCACGAGAUGACAAGACAAGCUAAAAGAGGUAAUUUUUCAGGUAAAAAACCUACCCAUCAAAUCACCCAAAGUACCAACACUGAAGACAGCUUUAAGAAGAUUCCAUCAAAUUCAAAGAGGGAGGAGUUCCAAAUCUACUGUGGCAAAGUUAACGGCAGAAGUUGUUCAGAAGGAAGAGAAUGAAAACAAAGAAGGUGAGAGUAGUCCCAUGAUCCAGUUAGGUAAUUUAAAGAUUCUACAACAAAAUGGAUUACCGGAAAUGAGAGCUGCAAGUCUGUACAAAUAAUUUAUGAUAGCUUUAGCCCUAAUAAAUCAUAAAGGAAGAAAUUUCAAAUGUCAUCAUCUGUAAAUGCUGUUGGGUUUAUCAGACUGAGAAAAAUCUAAUCUUUUGUUUUAUUUUUAGUUUUAUCUCAAAAGAAGCGUUGUGUGUGAAAGGUUUUCUGGGUAAUACUCAACUUAACUCUAAAGUAGACCUUCGUUCUUUAGUAUGUCUGGUGUUGUUACCACAUUCUCACAGCGUUUGUAAAUACAAAUUGUCUCAUUGUAUUUUUGGGAAGCCAAGAAAACUGAAGGUCUCAGUUUCUCUUUGUUGCUUCCAAAAAUUUCGUUUUUAACUUUUUCAAUGCCUUCACCUGCCCAAUCCCUUCUAGUCUCAGAUAGAACAAAGGCAAAAACUAAUUACAGUAUGCGAAGCCUACAAUUCGAGGUGUAAUUUAUAUUUUGACCAGCGUAGUAACGUGUUUUCUUAAUUCUUCGCAACAGAAGAUGUAGCCACCUCUGAACAUGCGCAUCUCCCAGGAGAGGCUGGUAUUGUAAUGAAGCCAAUAAUAGUUGAGGACCCUCUGAGUUCCGGCGGCACAGAAAGUACGCAAACGGCUGUGGAGUCUAAGAUGGAAGGGAUUAAACCCAGUGAAGAUUGCUCGUCGAAUGAGACCGAUCUAGCACUGGUUGUUGAAACCGAAGAAAUGGCGUCCGAUGUGGGGCCAGAGGGAAGCGAGGCGGAAAUUGUCUUCGUCGAUGAUGAAAAAGUGAUUGAUCUACUUACUGUUGAAGCUCGAGCAAAUAAGACGGGGAUGGAGGCGAGCACCACGGGGUCAUGUCGUUCUGCGCAUGACUCUGACGUUAUCGAAGCGACCGCUGACAUUUCUCGCCCUCAAGUUGAAACUCGUUGUGAACCAAUGGAGCCAUUUCCACGUGAAGAAUCGCGCGAAGAGCGUAAAGGAACCGACGUAAUGCUGUCAUAUCCAGAAGAAAAUGUGGAAAUUGGAGAGAAAGAUUCGGGAGAUGCAGGGGAUAUAAACAUUAAGGGAACCAAACCUAAAGAAACGGCUGUGGUGGCUCAGGAGAGCACUGAUCAUUCCUCUGCUUCCACGACAUCUAUCGGAGGAGACAGUGAUAAAGAGAGGUUUUGUAACUGUUUACGUUCCCUUAAAGAUCUUGCAUCACCUAAUGUUUUACAAGCAUUGUCAAGUGAGGAGAUUUUUGAGGCGCACCACAGCCUGACGGAUGUCACGUCGGUCGUAGUGCAGGCUCUGAGAGGGCGUUGGCAAUCACCGAGAUCUAAGAAACGGGCUGUUCAAGACAUUCAAUAAGUAUGAUAAACUUGAAUCUUUCGGUAACCGGUCUCAUAUGGUUAUGUAAGAGAAAGCGAACUGUGCGUAGAAUUGGAAAUUAAAAGCGGGUGGUGUUUUACGAAGGUAUUCUGAAAUAUUAAAGAUAGAGGAUUGUGUUGACCUUGAAGGAUUUCAAAUCCGCCUAUGUUAAGAACUGUCCUGGAAAGAACUGUUACUUGUUUAUCAGAAGUUAUUAUUUCUAACGUCAAUACAUAAGCACAUGAGAAUUACUAUCUAUUCGCAAAACUUCUCAAAAUUGUUAAUUUCGUUUUUAAGUUCACGUUUCGAUAAAAUUUGUAGUUGUCCAAAGGUUAUGAAGAAGUGGUUUCCUUUUUACAUUUAACCCAUGAAACUCCCAUGAGCGGUCGAGUGUUAAUUUCCGACAACCAUAUCUGGCGAGAUCUUAUGGAUUUACCCACUUCGAGUCCACAAUCUAGGCCAAGGUCUCUUAAAAAUACUUUAUAAUAAAGUAAGGG
Pocillopora meandrina is the source of this 28393-nucleotide messenger RNA. NCBI's taxonomy places the organism in Eukaryota, Metazoa, Cnidaria, Anthozoa, Scleractinia, Pocilloporidae. The record is from the annotation of a GenBank genome assembly.